Molecule: messenger RNA, 651 nt
Organism: Epithele typhae
Lineage: Eukaryota; Fungi; Basidiomycota; Agaricomycetes; Polyporales; Epitheliaceae
Exons: 1
Coding region: 1-651 (216 amino acids)
Source: RefSeq, a predicted model, not a curated record
AUGUCGUCCCCCCGCGUCCCCAUCGAGGUCAUCGAGCACAUCAUCGAUGAACUCGGUGCGACUGAAUACUCGACCCGGGCCCUUGCUCGUUGCAUCCGGGUACACAAGGACUGGAUCCCCCGGACCCGCGUCCAUCUCUGGCGCACGCUCACGGUUUCUAGUCGUGAGCAACUCCCAGGCAUCUGCGACACGUUCGACCGGAACCCCACUCUGCAAUCCCUGGUCAAAGUUGUCCGGCUGAAGCCCGAUCGCUUGGUGAAGCCUGAUGCGCAACGCCGGCGUCCGUUCCCUGUCACUGCCCCGAUUGUCCUCCUCCCAUACCUCAUUCACAUCCAGGCUUGGGAGUUUCUUGGUGAUUGGAGAACAACUUUCCCACUGCGGCGAGCGAUGUUGGUUUCCUUGGGCCAGUAUCGGGAUGUGAAGCGGGUGACCCUCUGCGGUGUACAAUUCAAGAACCUUUUCCACUUCUACCCCCUCCUGUACGCCUUUCCUGCCAUGGAAGAAAUCAUCAUGGAUUACGUGAAUGGGCCUGACCUUCCGCCAAACCAGUCGCUUCUGUCCGCGCAUGGCAGACUAAAGGGCUUGCGGCUGCUUUGGCUCCCGCUCAUCGAGGUGACAUCUUUUGAAUCUACAUCGUUGGGAUCAAGCUGA